CUUGUACGAACAGUACUGCUUGAAGGCUUGUUUCACCAGAGCCUGGAUUCUGCGAGGAUCCUUCUUGGCUCCCUCCUGCUUGUGAUAAGCAAUGCAGUGGAAGACACAUUUGUUAUUAGUCUUGGGGAAAUUGAUAACGUGAUGGUUUUUACGAAUAAUCUUAGGGAUGACCGCAUCACUAUCCCCAAGAGCAUGGUUGCGAUGAUAGAUUUGAGCUUGUUUGCCAACUCCAUUGAACGAAUCUCAGAGAUUACUUUCUUACGGAUGUCAGCCUUGCUAUUGAUAGCA
Messenger RNA from Phytophthora sojae, 288 nucleotides. RefSeq lists its product as hypothetical. Lineage: Eukaryota; Oomycota; Peronosporomycetes; Peronosporales; Peronosporaceae. The annotation marks the transcript as partial. The record is from RefSeq and is a predicted model, not a curated record. The transcript is spliced from 2 exons.